Messenger RNA from Pseudonaja textilis, 2214 nucleotides. It is a transcript of the gene VPS45, whose product is annotated as vacuolar protein sorting 45 homolog. Lineage: Eukaryota; Metazoa; Chordata; Lepidosauria; Squamata; Elapidae. The record is from RefSeq and is a predicted model, not a curated record. Gene Ontology annotation, biological process: vesicle-mediated transport.
UCCGGCCGGCUGGCCAGGGGGCUGCUGGGGGUUGUAGUUUAAGGCGGCGCGAGGCUGCGGCUCCCAGGCCAGCGGAAGGGUGGGGCGGGCUCCUCCCAGCGCGAGGAAAACGGAGGAGGCGCUGAGGGUCCCGGCGAGGCUGGAGGGGAGCCGGCAAAAUGAACGUGGUGCUGGCGGUGAAGCAGUACGUCUCCAGGAUGAUCGGCGACAGCGGGGCCGGCAUGAAGGUCCUGUUGAUGGAUAAAGAGACGACCAGCAUCGUGAGUAUGGUGUACACGCAGUCGGAGAUUCUGCAGAAGGAGGUCUACCUCUUCGAGCGCAUCGAUUCGGCCAACCGGGAGAGCAUGAAGCACCUGAAAGCCAUCUGCUUCCUCCGGCCCAGCAAGGAAAAUGUGGAGUAUCUUAUCCAGGAGUUGCGGAGACCCAAAUACAGCUCUUAUUUUAUUUAUUUCAGCAAUGUGAUCAGCAAGAGCAACGUCAAGUCUUUGGCAGAAGCUGAUGAGCAGGAAGUGGUAGCUGAAGUGCAGGAAUUCUAUGGAGAUUACAUUGCUGUGAAUCCACAUGUGUUUUCUCUCAACCUCCCUGCUUGCUGUCAGGGCCGCAACUGGGACUCAGCCCAUUUGUGCAGGACUACUCAGGGCCUCACCGCCUUGCUUCUUUCCCUGAAGAAGUGCCCCAUGAUUCGUUACCAGCUCUCUUCCGACUUGGCGAAGAGGCUGGCUGAAGGCGUCAAGCAAGUGAUCACGAAAGAGUACGAGCUCUUCGACUUCCGUCGCACCGAAGUCCCUCCGCUGCUGCUGCUCCUGGACCGCUCGGACGAUGCCAUCACUCCGCUUCUGAACCAGUGGACGUACCAAGCCAUGGUUCACGAACUGCUGGGCAUUAACAACAACCGCAUUGAUCUCUCACGGGUCCCAGGCAUCAGCAAAGACCUGCGGGAGGUGGUUUUGUCUGCUGAGAACGAUGAGUUUUAUGCCAAUAACAUGUACCUGAACUUUGCGGAAAUUGGCAGCAAUAUCAAGAACCUGAUGGAGGACUUCCAGAAGAAGAAACCCAAAGAGCAGCAGAAACUAGAAUCGAUUGCAGACAUGAAGGCCUUUGUGGAGAACUAUCCCCAGUUCAAGAAGAUGUCUGGCACCGUCUCCAAGCACGUGACAGUGGUGGGGGAGCUCUCCAGGCUGGUGAGCGAGAGGAACUUGCUGGAGGUGUCCGAGGCCGAGCAGGAGCUGGCCUGUCAGAAUGACCACUCCGGGGCUCUCCAGAGAAUUCGGCAGCUCUUGCAGAAUCCCAGAGUGACCGAGCUGGAUGCUGUCCGGCUGGUGAUGCUCUACGCCCUCCAUUAUGAGCGACACAGCAGCAACAGCCUUCCAGGGCUCAUGCUGGACCUCAAGAACCGGGGGGUUUCCGAGAGGCUUCGCAAGUUGGUGCCUGCCAUUACGGAAUACGGAGGGAAACGGGUUCAAUCAAGUGACCUCUUCAGCCCAAAGGAUGCAGUGGCCAUUACCAAGCAGUUCCUCAAAGGGCUGAAGGGGGUUGAGAAUGUGUACACGCAGCACCAGCCUUUAUUGCACGAGACUCUGGAUCAGCUCAUCAAGGGGAAACUGAAAGACAACCAGUAUCCAUACCUGGGCCCCAGCAGCCUGCGUGAUAGGCCACAAGAUAUUAUCGUCUUCAUCAUUGGUGGGGCAACGUAUGAGGAGGCACUGACCGUUUACAACCUGAAUCGCACUACCCCUGGCAUCCGGAUCGUGCUGGGCGGGACGACGGUGCACAACACCAGGAGCUUCCUGGACGAAGUGUCUGCCGCUGGCUUCCGAGGACGAGGCGCCGAGGGUUCUCAGGGGAUGGCCCAGGCUGCAGCCAGGCGGCUGAACUGAGGUGGCCACCGGCAGCACUGCCACUGGCUCUUCCUUAGCCCUCUCAGACCGAAACCUGUCCGAUGUGGUUCAGUGCUUGCUGAGCUCCACGUUUGGCCAUGGUCUCCUGGAUAAGUGCUGCAGAAGAUCACCCCGAGGCCUCCCUUCACCUAUUACAGCCAGGCAGCACGGACGGGAUGGAAACCGUGGCUCUUUUCCCUCUCCCUCCCUCCCUCCCUCUCUGGUGUAUCUCCCUUUCGUGGUCAGUUCUCAGCUUGCUGUCUGCCUCCUGGUCUGGGAGCUGCCAAGUGGGCCUCCGAGUCCCCCCAGGUGAAUAAAAGGUCACUGUGGCAGAGAC